AUUUGCUCGUACGACUACGCACGUAUAGGAGCGACAAGCGACUCGAUCCAAACGAGUUUGGAUUUUGUGGUAUAGUCGUGCGUGCUUAUUAAUUUUCUGUAUAGGAAAAAAUGGAUACAGAAAGACUAAUAAUGUUGGUUCACGAACAAGAGUGUUUGUGGAAUUUAAAUAGUGAAAAUUACCAUUCGAGAGAUUUGCAAAGAAAGGCUUGGAAAGAAAUAGCAUCAGAAAUGAAGUGCACAGGUGACGACUUAAAGAAAAAAUGGAGAGGUUUAAGAGAUAUCUUCAGAAGGGAGUUUAAAAAAUCUACUUCACAUAAAUCUGGCGGCGCAGCUAAGGUCUACACCUCUAAAUGGCCAUUUUAUAAACUAAUGUUUUUUCUAAAAGAUAUAAUGACGCCAAGAACCUUGGAAGGUAGUGUCCCCGAACCUGAAUUUGAGGCAACUGACAUUAAUGAAGCGGAUGUCGAGCAUGAUGACGAUGAUAAUAUAUCUACAGAACAAUCACCGCCAACGACACCAACGACUUCACAAACUCUGCUCCCACAAAUCCAUCAAUCACCACAAUCAUCAUCAUCAUCCUCUAAACGCCUGUUCAAGUCACCACCAAAGAAGAAAAAUAGGCGACAGAAUGAAGCAGCUAAUUGA
Messenger RNA from Acanthoscelides obtectus, 647 nucleotides. The record is from the annotation of a GenBank genome assembly. NCBI's taxonomy places the organism in Eukaryota, Metazoa, Arthropoda, Insecta, Coleoptera, Chrysomelidae.